AGAAGAACUUCAGAGGAGUCUUGUCUUGGGCUGCUCGUGGGUGAGUGGGAAGGUCCGUGACUGCAGAUCGGUGGCGAUGGCCACUCUCCCAGCAGCAGAAACCUGGAUAGACGGGGGUGGAGGCGUGGGUGCAGACGCGGUGAACCUGACUGCCUCGCUAGCUGCCGGGGCUGCCACGGGGACAGUUGAGACUGGGUGGCUGCAACUGCUGGACCAAGCUGGCAACCUUUCCUCCUCCCCCUCCGCGCUGGGACUGCCUGUGGCUUCCCCCGCGCCCUCCCAGCCCCGGGCCAACCUCACCAACCAGUUCGUGCAGCCGUCCUGGCGCAUCGCGCUCUGGUCCCUGGCGUAUGGUGUGGUGGUGGCAGUGGCAGUUUUUGGAAAUCUCAUCGUCAUCUGGAUCAUCCUGGCCCACAAGCGCAUGAGGACUGUCACCAACUACUUCCUUGUGAACCUGGCUUUCUCCGACGCCUCCAUGGCCGCCUUCAACACGUUGGUCAACUUCAUCUACGCGCUUCAUAGCGAGUGGUACUUUGGCGCCAACUACUGCCGCUUCCAGAACUUCUUUCCUAUCACAGCUGUCUUCGCCAGCAUCUACUCCAUGACCGCCAUUGCGGUGGACAGGUAUAUGGCAAUUAUUGAUCCCCUGAAACCCAGACUGUCUGCCACAGCAACCAAGAUUGUCAUUGGAAGUAUUUGGAUUCUAGCAUUUCUACUUGCCUUCCCUCAGUGUCUUUAUUCCAAAACCAAAGUCAUGCCCGGCCGUACUCUCUGCUUUGUGCAAUGGCCAGAAGGUCCCAAACAACAUUUCACUUACCACAUUAUCGUCAUUUUACUGGUGUACUGUUUCCCAUUGCUCAUCAUGGGCAUCACAUACACCAUUGUUGGAAUUACUCUCUGGGGAGGAGAAAUCCCAGGAGAUACCUGUGACAAGUAUCAUGAGCAGCUAAAGGCCAAAAGAAAGGUUGUCAAAAUGAUGAUUAUUGUUGUCAUGACAUUUGCUAUCUGCUGGCUGCCCUAUCAUAUUUACUUCAUUCUCACUGCAAUCUAUCAACAACUAAAUAGAUGGAAAUACAUCCAGCAGGUCUACCUGGCUAGCUUUUGGCUGGCAAUGAGCUCAACCAUGUACAAUCCCAUCAUCUACUGCUGUCUGAAUAAAAGAUUUCGAGCUGGCUUCAAGAGAGCAUUUCGCUGGUGUCCUUUCAUCAAAGUUUCCAGCUAUGAUGAGCUAGAGCUUAAGACCACCAGGUUUCAUCCAACCCGGCAAAGCAGUAUGUACACCGUGACCAGGAUGGAGUCCAUGACAGUGGUUUUUGACCCCAGCGAUGCAGAUACCGCCAGGUCCAGUCGGAAGAAAAGAGCAACACCAAGAGACCCAAGUUUCAAUGGCUGCUCCCGCAGGAAUUCCAAAUCUGCCUCCACCACUUCAAGUUUCAUAAGCUCACCCUAUACCUCUGUGGAUGAAUAGCCUUAAUUUCAUUUCCUGAGGUAAAAGAUUAGUAUGAGUCCAUCAUGGUGCCAAUCUAGGCCCCCAUUCUCCUAUUUAUCAGUCCUGUCCUAUAUACUCUCUAGAAACAGAAAGCAAUUUUUAGGCAGAUAUGGUCAAAUUGAGAAAGGUAGCAUAUAAAUGUGACAAAGACACUAAUAAAAU
Molecule: messenger RNA, 1651 nt
Organism: Mandrillus leucophaeus (drill)
Lineage: Eukaryota; Metazoa; Chordata; Mammalia; Primates; Cercopithecidae
Gene: TACR3
Product: tachykinin receptor 3
Exons: 5
Coding region: 77-1468 (463 amino acids)
Biological process (GO): G protein-coupled receptor signaling pathway; positive regulation of flagellated sperm motility
Cellular component (GO): sperm midpiece; plasma membrane
Molecular function (GO): tachykinin receptor activity
Source: RefSeq, a predicted model, not a curated record